AUGUCUCUGACUGCAAACCCGAACCAUCUUCGGAAGCACAUAUCCCCCGAUCAACUGACUUUGGGCGAUGAUGUGGGCCGCAAAUCGGUGUCGGCAAGAAUUCGGGGCGCUCCCGCCUCCCCAGUCAGGGUGAACUUUCAGGCCGACAACUGGGCCCAGCCAUCGAAUGCCAAUAUUGAGUUGGCGCAACCCUAUCAAGCAGAGUUUGCUACAGUCGAUCGUUCCCGAGAACGAAACGCCCCGGCCUCCCAGCACACCUCGCCCCAUGACCAGGCCGCUGGACGACAAAUGCUCCCUCCUCUCAAGACUUCGACCUCCUAUACUGCCGAGCCCGAUUAUCUCAGUCCUGCGAAUUCGCUCCCGUCCAACAAAAGUGACCACGAGCAAGCCUCCCAACCGAAGCAGGAGACAAGAGGGUCCGAUAGCUUCAGCGCCCACAGCCCAUCACGAGUACAAGAUGGCAACCGCCACAGUCGAGAGUCGGGCACUACCACCUCGAGCACCACCCAACAACAAGUGUCGGCAGAAUCGUCUGCGACGACGAGUGCAAGCUCCAUUUCCGGUGGCCUCAAUGAAUCGACCGAGUACAAAGAAGAUGACUCCCCCGAGAGCUCGGUCGUGGACGGCAACAUGUCGGGGAACCACUCUGUUCCCAUGUUCCAAUACUACCACCACCAAGAGUAUCCUCAGCGCGUCUCAAGUGUUCCUCAAGAGCUUGAUGGCCGUCGAUCAUCCUCAAACCCCAGCUUGAACGCCGAUGGAACCCCCGUCAACCGUCACUUGACGCCCACUGGGUUCACCAGGAGAAGCUCAAUGCCGCGGCCGUCAUCGGCUUACUCUGCAAUCUCGGACUAUACACCUAGAGGGCGCUCCCCAGGUCUGAUGGCUGGGGGAUCCCAGAUGCGCACGCCAUCCGGUACACGCAGGUCUCCGGAAACCAGGCCAGCGUCAUAUGCAGAGCUGUUGAACGUGCCAUACCCGCAACCAGCCCCCGCUCCCAUCAGUUUCGACAACAAUCAGCUACGGAAUGCUGUUGGCAAUAAUGCGUCGCUUCUCAGUGCUCAGAAGACCCUUGAGAUGUAUCGCCAGAACGUCAAGAAGACCAACGACUUUUCUAUCCAGUACUCCUUUGCCGUUUUCCUGAUCUCCACUGCCCAAGAACAAGGCCUCGAUCCUAGCGAGCCAACACCGCGCAAAGGCAAUUCCAGCCCCAAGAACGCCUCGGCGUCAACCCCUUAUGACCUCCUCCGUGAGGCGAAGGGUAUUCUUCAGAAGCUUGCCAGCGGCGGUUACCCUUUUGCACAAUACUAUCUCGCCGAUGGGUUUGCUUCCGGCCUGUUCAGUAAGGGAAAGGAGGACUACAACCAGGCGUUCCCUCUCUUCGUCCUCGCUGCGAAGCAUGGCCACGCUGAAUCCGCAUACCGUACUGCGCUAUGUUACGAGUUCGGAUGGGGAUGUCGUAAGGACCCUGCGAAGGCCGUCCAAUUCUUGCGCAUGUCUGCCUCCAAGCGUCACCCUGGCGCCAUGUCCCGACUUGGCAAGGCUUGUUUGUCGGGCGAUUUGGGCGAGAAGCGAUACCGCGAAGGUAUCAAGUGGAUGAAACUUGCCGCCGAGGCGGCCGAUUCCGUCUACAGCGCAGCCCCCUACCAGUUGGGAUGCUUGUAUGAGACAGGAUAUGGCGAUGACAUCUUCAAGGAUGAGGUCUACGCAGCGGAGCUGUUUACCGCCGCGGCAGAGCUGGGGCACCCGGAGGCCAACUUCCGCAUGGGAGAGGCAUACGAGCACGGCAAGCUCAGCUGUCCACGGGAUCCUGCUCUGAGUGUGCACUUUUACACCGGUGCUGCUGAGCGUGGCCAUGCAGGAGCCAUGAUGGGUCUCUGUGCAUGGUACAUGGUUGGUGCCGAGCCAAUUCUGGAGAAGGAUGAGGAGGAGGCUUACGAAUGGGCGCGCCGUUCAGCCGAGAUGGGAUACGUCAAGGCGCAGUACGCUGUAGGCUACUUCACGGAAAUGGGUAUUGGCUGCCGGCGCGAUAUCCUCGAGGCCAAUGUUUGGUACGUCAAGGCCGCCGAUGCAGGCGACGAGCGUGCGAAACAGCGGCUGGCCAUCAUCCAGGCGGCUGUUAGUGGCGGCACACCUAUGGAAGUCGCGCCGCCUCGCAGCGGGAAGAUUAAGAAGAAUGGCGACGACAAGGACUGCAUAGUCAUGUGA
Colletotrichum spaethianum is the source of this 2208-nucleotide messenger RNA. Its product is annotated as protein SKT5. The record is from RefSeq and is a predicted model, not a curated record. The coding region runs from base 1 to 2208 and encodes 735 amino acids. Gene Ontology annotation, molecular function: protein binding. The transcript is spliced from 2 exons. Lineage: Eukaryota; Fungi; Ascomycota; Sordariomycetes; Glomerellales; Glomerellaceae.